Messenger RNA from Myotis myotis, 4069 nucleotides. It is a transcript of the gene SOX21, whose product is annotated as SRY-box transcription factor 21. Gene Ontology annotation, molecular function: RNA polymerase II cis-regulatory region sequence-specific DNA binding; DNA-binding transcription factor activity, RNA polymerase II-specific. Gene Ontology annotation, biological process: cell differentiation; anatomical structure morphogenesis; regulation of DNA-templated transcription. The transcript has a single exon. Lineage: Eukaryota; Metazoa; Chordata; Mammalia; Chiroptera; Vespertilionidae. Bases 1670 to 2500 code for a protein of 276 amino acids. The record is from RefSeq and is a predicted model, not a curated record.
GGAUCCCAGAGCCUCGACCAGGGCUGCUCCGGCUGGCCAGGGUAGCAGGGAUGACUCCGGGGGUUGCCCACGCCAAACAGCGCGCAGACUCCGCGGCGCAUCCCGACUCUCCACUUGCUCCCAAGUGAAAAGCGGUGGGAGGAGGAGUAAGGAGGAGGGAGGUGGAGGGAGAGGUAAAAGGGAUCCUGUUUAAUUCGAGGUCCUGGGGGUGUGGGAGCGGGAGGAGGCUCCUCUGGUCCCUCCUCCCUCAUGGAGUCCUGGGCUCCACCUCCUCCACAUGCCCCCAGAUAUACACACGCUCGGCCGCGGCCGGACAUGCACUCCCAGCGCCGGCUCCGGGCGCGCGCACACGCAGGUGGCGACACACACCUGAGCCGGUGCCCAGGGCUCCCGCCGGGUCGGGAGCGGCGGCGGAGCGGCGGCCGGCGCCGGGAAGGGGCCCACGGGGCCGCGGCAGCCGGGGACGCGGGAACAGCCCCGGCGCGGAUCUCCGAACUGAGGUGACGGCGCGGUUUCCUUCAAUCCCCUCCUCCGGCACCUUCGCCUCCGCGCCUGCCGGGUUCUGGCCCGAGAACCCUGGAAAGAGGGGCCCCCGGCUCGGCGCACCCGCGGGCGCACACUGCGAGGCCGGCGCGCCGGCGCGCGAAACUUGGGCGAAGUUAGUUGCCAGGGCCCGGCGGACACCCAGAGGAGCCGGGUGGGGACGCGGCCGGGCCGGGCCAGCCGCGCCGAGGCGGCACCGCCUUCCCCGCUCCGCGCUCUCCGAGAUCCCCAGUCGGCCGGCGCGCCCGGAGGGGCUGGGAGCGAGCGGAGCCGGCAUGGCCCCGGGGACUGUGAGACGCGGCGCCUCGGCUAGUCCGGAGGAUUUCCUCUGAGGCCCGGGGACCCCAACCUUGAUCAAGCCACAUCCUACCUCCUCCGACCCGCAGCCGGAGAGGAAGACCCGCGAGGCAGGUGCUGGGGUGGCAGACAGUGCCCCCCUUCCACAAAACCCAGCCUUCUGGGGGGAGAAAGAGAGGGACCCCAUCAGCGCGCCCCGCCCGGAGCCAGGAAGACCGGCUGGAGCUGCUGUAUUUGUAUUGACAUCCAUUGCUGCACCGUUCUCGCGUGGUGCGCCCGGACCCUCCUCCGUCUCCCCCUCCUCUUCCUCCUCCGGGGCCACCUCUCCUCCUCCUCCCCCACCCCCAUCUGCUACUGUCAAAUGAGAAAGUCACCGCGAUCCCAAACACUCCAGCCACCGAGAGCCCCCUUUGGCACUGGGCAGCACGCGGCGACGGGCCGCGCGGCUCAACUUGGUGGAACCUCCGCGACGCAACUUUCCGGGCUGCUGUGCGUGGAAGAGAGAAAAGACUGACCCGGGGCCGAGCUCUGCCGGGCAGAGGAGACCUGCAGGGAGUUCGCGAGAAAGCGCCACCGGACGGGGAGGAAGGACAAAAAGAAAGCAGAGGGCACACUGCCACCGUGGGGUGGGGGCACCGCCUGAAAGUUACCGCGCUCCGGAGAGUUCUCCCCCGAGCGCGCGGCCCUGGGCUGGUCACCCGGCCCCCUCCUCCCGGGCGGGAGCGCCGCCGGGCCGCGCGUGUCCCCGCGGGCAGCCAACAUUGAUUUCCUCCGGGCCCAGGGAGACGGCCCGGGCGGCGGCGGGCUGCAGCCGCGGCCCGGCGAGAGCAUGUCCAAGCCGGUGGACCACGUCAAGCGGCCCAUGAACGCCUUCAUGGUGUGGUCGCGGGCUCAGCGGCGCAAAAUGGCCCAGGAAAACCCCAAGAUGCACAACUCGGAGAUCAGCAAGCGCCUGGGGGCCGAGUGGAAGCUGCUCACGGAGUCGGAGAAAAGGCCGUUCAUCGACGAAGCGAAGCGCCUGCGCGCCAUGCACAUGAAGGAGCACCCCGACUACAAGUACCGGCCGCGGCGCAAGCCCAAGACGCUGCUCAAAAAGGACAAGUUCGCCUUCCCGGUGCCCUACGGCCUGGGCGGCGUGGCGGACGCCGAGCACCCGGCGCUCAAGGCGGGCGCCGGGCUGCACGCGGGCGCCGGCGGCGGCCUGGUGCCGGAGUCGCUGCUCGCCAACCCGGAGAAGGCGGCCGCCGCCGCCGCCGCCGCCGCCGCUCGCGUCUUCUUCCCGCAGUCGGCCGCCGCCGCCGCCGCCGCCGCUGCCGCCGCCGCCGCGGGCAGCCCCUACUCCCUGCUCGACCUGGGCUCCAAGAUGGCAGAGAUCUCCUCGUCGUCGUCCGGCCUCCCGUACGCGUCGUCUCUGGGCUACCCGACCACGGGCGCGGGCGCCUUCCACGGCGCGGCGGCGGCGGCUGCAGCGGCCGCCGCGGCCGCCGGGGGGCACACGCACUCGCACCCCAGCCCGGGCAACCCGGGCUACAUGAUCCCGUGCAACUGCAGCGCCUGGCCCAGCCCCGGGCUGCAGCCGCCGCUCGCCUACAUCCUGCUGCCGGGCAUGGGCAAGCCUCAGCUGGACCCUUACCCCGCGGCCUACGCCGCCGCGCUAUGACCCCGCGGGGCCACCUGGCGAGGUUCGGUGUGCACACAUGUACAUAUGUAUAGGUGCGAGCUCUGCGGCCACCCGGUGCGCCCUCCCGCCACGGGGGACCGCGGGUUGUUUGUACAUAAGAUGUAUAGGUGCCAGGCAGAGGCAGAGAUGCCAGUCGGGGCGCGAGUGCGCGUGUGAAUUCACAGGAUCAUUUCGGAACCGCACUUGGGCAGCCAGCUUUAAAGUGGGCAGUUGUAUUCCGGCAGGAGUUGGCGUUUGUUUUGCACUUCGGAACCUGUUGCGUUUUGGCCCAUAGAGGUGGAGUCACUUUUUGACAUGUUGGGCACUCCAGUUUUGUUUGUUGGAAGUUUAUUGUCGGUUUUAUUUUUGUUUCUCAUUAUCUUUCUCUCAUUUUUUCCCCCCCUCCUGGUCUGCGUUGCAUGCACACUGUUCAAAUGUUAGGUCUGAAAUGGCUGACACCAGGGAAAACCAGAUCUAUGCCAUUAGUUUCUUUGGAGCGGGAGGGUGCUAAGCAACCUUGCUCCCUAUUUGUCCUAUUUGAACUUUGCCAAUCUCUGCUCUCUCAAGCAGAAACCCCAGACCGGAUCCAUUCUUGACCAGUGACCAGCUCGAAUCUGGCCUUUUGUAUGUGAGAUGAUCGCGGUUUCUUUUGUUUCUCACGCCAUAUGCAAAUCAGAGCAAGAGGUCUUUCUCAAGAGCAAGGAAUGCAAACAAGAAAUAUGUGUGCGAUUGAAAAGUUGUCAAUUGGAUCUUCCCCCUUAAAUAAAAACAAAACAGGUGGGAAUCACCCUGAGUCCACUCACUUGGAUUGCUGACACAAUUUAUAGACAAUGUAAAGGCCCUGUUUCUAUUUUCCCCUAUGGCCGAGAUUGUAAAUGUGUACAUGUUCGUGCAAACAUUAAGUCUGAGAAUGUGUUAUUUGCGUUGCCCUAAAUUUGAGUCGAUUUUAGACUCUAAAGCAUUUUGAGCAAAUAUCAAAGUUAACUUUUUAAAAAUUACAAUUUGAACUAAGAUUAAAUCGGACUUUUUUUUGCCUGAGUGGCAAUUAUAUAUUCAUUAUUUAGCAAAACUGAAAAAAAAAAAAACACCCGCAGAAUUGUUUUGACAGAUGUCUCUCGUUGUCAGCCAGCAUUUCUCCACCAACUUGAACCGUUUAAAUGUGUUUUGGAAUUCCCUCCCUAAUUAGCUUAUUUUUUAGAUCAUCUGCAAUUCAUUUGCAAUUUAUGAUAAAACACAUUUUAGAGAAAAGAACCUUCCUCAAUUAUAGCUUUUGUGUUUCUUUUUAAAUGUAUAUAUUUUGACUAAUGUUUGUGAAUGAAGUUGGCUAACAUGUAUUUAGUUUCAUUUUGGCUUUAUGUAAUAUACAGUUUUUAAAAGUUUAAGUAUUGGUUUUAACCUUUAUGUGUAAAUGGUUUUCUUGUGUGAUCUUCUAAUUUAAUAUUAGACAUCUAAACUAUAUCUGUAAAUUAGAAUCCGACUAUCACUCUGUUCAUUUUUUUGAACAAAGAGUUUAAAUAAAGCCUGAACCAGGGAAAAGAGAAAAUCCUCUAUUUCUUGUUGAGUUCCUAA